Aspergillus pseudonomiae is the source of this 921-nucleotide messenger RNA. RefSeq names its product NAD-dependent epimerase/dehydratase family protein. NCBI's taxonomy places the organism in Eukaryota, Fungi, Ascomycota, Eurotiomycetes, Eurotiales, Aspergillaceae. The record is from RefSeq and is a predicted model, not a curated record. Bases 1 to 921 code for a protein of 306 amino acids. The transcript has a single exon.
AUGUCCAAGCGAAUAAUCGUAACCGGCGGCUCCGGCAAAGCAGGGCAAUACAUCAUCGGCCAUCUUCUCGCCCAGGGAUACUCCAUCCUGAACCUAGACUUGAAUCCGCUCCCACCACCACUCAAUGCAGAAGUCCACACUUUGAAGGUGGACCUUACGGACAGUGGCCAAGUCCACGGCGCCCUGCUUUCGCAUUUUCGCCUCACCGAACCCUUUCGCGAACCCCACCAGCAAGUCCCCGACGCCGUCAUCCACCUCGCAGGAUACGCGCGCAACAUGAUCGUCCCUGAUACAGAGACAUACCGAGGCAAUGUACUAUCAUUCUACAACGUGAUCGAAGCGGCCUGUCGGGUGGGUGUGAAGAAGAUCGUUCUGGCAAGCUCUAUAACCGUGUAUGGCGUGUCGUUCGCCGAGGGGGAUGUUGAUUAUCCGUCGUUUCCUGUGGAUGAGGAUGUCGAUGCGAACCCAAUGGAUGUAUAUGCCUUGUCUAAGGUCUGUGGGGAGCGCACGGCGCGGAGCUUUGCGCGGCGGUUUGAAAAUGACAUCUAUGUGAUGCGAUUGGGAGCGGUGGUCGCACCGGACGAAUUUCAGGAAAAGUUCCAAGGAUAUGUGGAGAGGCUAGAGGAGUAUAAGGUGCAUGGCUGGGCAUAUACAGAUGCAAGGGAUAUUGGACUCAUGUUUGAACGAUGCUUGGUGACGGAUGGGCUAGGGUUUCAGAUUUUCAAUGCAGUCAAUGAUGAGAUUACUAAUUUCGCCGAGUCGACUACAGCGUUCUUGGAGAAGAUGUGUCCGAACACACCGAUUACGAGGGAGAUGGAAACCAGGGAGGCCCCGGUCACUAAUAGAAAGAUGAAGCGGAUGUUGCGCUUCGAGCAGGCACAUCGCUGGCAGGACUUCUAUAUAACGGCCGACAACCGAUAA